This is a messenger RNA of Tribolium castaneum (red flour beetle), 1077 nucleotides long. It is a transcript of the gene Nup35, whose product is annotated as Nucleoporin 35kDa. Gene Ontology annotation, cellular component: nuclear pore central transport channel; nuclear pore nuclear basket; nuclear membrane. Bases 146 to 946 code for a protein of 266 amino acids. NCBI's taxonomy places the organism in Eukaryota, Metazoa, Arthropoda, Insecta, Coleoptera, Tenebrionidae. Gene Ontology annotation, molecular function: nucleic acid binding; structural constituent of nuclear pore; phospholipid binding. The record is from RefSeq and is a predicted model, not a curated record. The transcript is spliced from 2 exons. Gene Ontology annotation, biological process: nuclear pore organization; NLS-bearing protein import into nucleus.
AAUUACUUAGGCAACCAACAGUGCGCGGCACAAUUUUGCUGACUGACUAUACUAGCCGUCUAAAUUUCGGUUACUUGUCAUUUGUCACUUCUAAAUCUGACAUUUACAUUUUACAAAAAACUCGAAUCAUUUACUUCGCUUUGCCAUGGAGCCCAUGACCCUCGGCAGCGCCCCAUCCAGCCCCUCCUCCCCCAGCGUCAACCCCAACUUCCUCCCAGCUUUCCUCAUGGGGGACACCUCCCAGCCGUCCACUCCAACCCCCAACACAUCCCCUGGCCGCAACCGCAACCCAGCGCGCAAGCUGGGGGCCACCAGCACUCCAGACCCGCGUUCAUACCCCAAACUCUUCAACCAAACGCUCGACAGCCCCAAGCCCUUCGCGCCGCACAAACCCGGGCCCCCCAGUCAGGGCCUCUUUGACACAAUCGAGCAAAAACGCAAGCCCACGAGCCCCGUGAUGCAAUCAACGGCCAUCGGGGACACUUUCAGGGAUAGUUUCAAUUACAGUCGGAAUUUGAACGAAACGACGAAUUUAAGUCGCGUGGAUAAGAUAGACACCCACUGGGUGACCGUGUUUGGGUUUCCCCCGAGCGCUCUGAGCCUGGUGUUGGCUCAGUUGAGCAACUGUGGGGUUAUAGUGGAAAAGAAGGUGCCAGCGCAGGGGAACUGGUUGCACGUUAAGUUUAACAACCUGUGUGAUGUGCCCCGGGCUUUGGCUCUCAACGGUAGAUGUAUAAAUAAUAAUAUUAUGAUCGGGGUUAGUUUACAUUAUAAUAAGGAGAAUAAGGAAAAUGAGAAUGUUUUUACGUCGCCGGUUAGAGCUAGGAGUCUGAGACACUCGUAUAUAAGUCCAAGUAGUAAUAAUUCAGUCUUGCCACCUCAAAAUGUCCCCCAGAAGUCCACUGGUUUAGUGUCGAAAGCCAUUGAAUAUGUUUUUGGUUGGUGAUUUUUAGUUGUUAUUUAUUAUUGUACUAAGCUUCCUUGAUUAAUUCACCAAGGUAGUCGCCUUGACUUAAUCAACGAAGUUGUAAUUUGAUGUAUGUAUUUUUUUUUUAAAGAAACUACUUUAUCAAUUGA